AUGUCCACGGCAUUGCUGGCGGUAUUCGCUGUGAUCCUGUGCAUCCUGUUCAGGAUACUGAACGUGAACAGCUCACCGAAGAAGCCGCUGAUCGUGUGCCAGGAUCAGACGUUUCUCACGACGAUCCUUAAGAUCGCGCCGGUCAUCGCUGAACCAUACAAACCGACAAGGUUAUGGGGUUUCAGUGGUCACGUGCAGACGAUUAUUCACAGUAUCAUCGGACGCGUACGUUGCCCUUGGCCGAUUGGCGAACGUGUCUACAUCGGACUUCCGGAUGAUACGACUCUCACCUACGAUCUUUACCAGCCAUUGACCAACGAUUACGAAGACGACAUCACCAUUGCCAUUUGCCCCGGGAUUUGCAACAGUUCCGAGAGCGUCUACAUCAGAACUUUCGUGCACUUUGUCCAGUGCCAUGGGUAUCGAUGUGCCGUACUUAAUCACGUCGGGGUUCUUUCCAGUGUAAAGGUUACUGCGCCACGAAUUUUUACGUACGGACACACCGAGGAUUACCACAUGAUGCUGCAGAGUCUGAUCGAGAAGCAUCCCAACACGAGAAUCAUUUGCAUCGGGUUCAGUUUAGGCGGCAACCUGGUGACCAAAUAUCUGGGCGAACGGGCACCGAAUAAAGGAUUGAAUAUUAUUGGAGGAAUAUCGAUUUGUCAGGGAUACAAUGCACUCGAGGGUACAAAGUUCCUUCUCAACUGGCAAAACUUCCGACGCUUUUAUCUCUACAUAAUGUCGGAGUCAGUGAAAAACAUCAUACUUAAGCAUAAGAAUAUGUUACUGUCAGAGGAAGUUAAACAGAGGCAUAAUUUGAACGAGCGAGACAUCAUCUCCGCAGCGACGUUACCGGAACUCGAUGAAGCGUACACGAGAAAGGUGCAUAACUUCAGAUCGGUGAUGGAAAUGUACAAAUGGAGCAGUUCGAUAUUCUAUCUCGAGAACAUCACAACGCCCAUGGUGUUCAUUAAUGCGUUGGACGACCCCAUCGUACCGGAUAAAUUGCUGGAACCCAUCAAGGAACACGCCAACAAACAUCCCAACACAAUAUACAUAGAGCUGGCACACGGUGGCCAUUUGGGAUUCUACGAAGGUGGCCUCCUCUAUCCGAACCCCAUAACUUGGUUGGAUCGCACGCUGGUGUCCCUGGUUGGGUCGCUGACGUUAGCGCACGCGGACAAAUCCUUAAAAACCUCCUAACCAUAUUCAAUGUCAUUGUCACGAUCAUCUUGUAAGUAAAUCAUCCAAUCGGCAACUGGCGCCGCUCAUAAUUGUCGAUCUUACGCGAAGAUUUCUCUCUCUUGCGCACACGCGCGCACUCGAUCCCGCUUCAAGCCAGAAAAAUGGCGGACCCGACUGGCGUAUUAGCCGUGAAAAGUAAUCGCGUGUAACGAGUCCUCGAAUACUCUCAGAGACAUUAUUUUUUUGUUUCUAAUCGCGGAGCUAUGCGAGAUGAGAUUCAGUUCAGGAAGGAUAUGUGCAUUAUAUAUUUUCGAAGGCUGUCUUGUAAAAUUCCUAGCUUCGACCGGAAGUUGAACUACGCGAAUUCGAAAAAAGACAGAACGUUUGCAACAACGAUUUAAUUCAAGACGGUGAUUCGUUUCUCCUCAAUGUCCUAAUAAUAAUUGACGCUUUUUACUCAGGGAUCUUCGGC
Messenger RNA from Dufourea novaeangliae, 1657 nucleotides. It is a transcript of the gene Hydr2, whose product is annotated as abhydrolase domain-containing protein 2. Gene Ontology annotation, biological process: sperm capacitation; medium-chain fatty acid biosynthetic process; acylglycerol catabolic process. Bases 1 to 1203 code for a protein of 400 amino acids. Gene Ontology annotation, molecular function: acetylesterase activity; monoacylglycerol lipase activity. Lineage: Eukaryota; Metazoa; Arthropoda; Insecta; Hymenoptera; Halictidae. Gene Ontology annotation, cellular component: sperm plasma membrane; sperm flagellum. The transcript is spliced from 7 exons. The record is from RefSeq and is a predicted model, not a curated record.